AAGGAAAGAGAAUAUUUUGGCUUCUAUGGCUGUAUAAUUAAUCUUACUAUCCCUUAUAUAAAAUAAUAAGCUUUUAUCCUUAUGCAAACAACCAAAUAAGUUAAUAACCAAAAAAUUUAUAGCUCUGAUUAAACAAUGGUUGUAAUUAAUUCCGCUAUGGACACACGUCGAGACGUAGACGCCCAUAGCAAAUAUUAUUUGCCACGCCUGCAUCUUCCACGGUUACUUAAUCUUCAAUCGUUACUCCCCUAAUUAAUCACUGCAUUAAACAAAUAAUUAUUUUUAUAAGCUUUGUUGGGCUGUACCAUCCGCUCUUUUCGAUCGAUGCUCGAAAUAUUGUUAAUAUAUACUAAUUAACAACUUUAAUUCAUCUACACACGGAAUUAAACCAAGUUUACUGAGACCAAUAAUAUAUAUAAAUGUUAUGGCUCGAUGUAUGUAACAUUUAUACGGCCUUAGUUUUUCGACGAAACAAGCUUAGUGAAAAAGAGGACGAUGAUGAAGAUCAACAACAUGAACUACGUUGAGACUCUCGUAGCUUUUAUCGUCGGUGCGGCUGCGACGGGGGCACUCGUAGUGUUCUUCUCAUAUGCGAAUUUCGGUGAGGUGUCAUUGAUGGAGGUUUCGUCGAGAAGCAACGGAACUCGAAUGAGUUCGAGUGAUCAGCUAGUUAGCGAGGCGAAGAUCACGAAUUCGACUAUAGUAGUUCGCGAAGCACCGAGUGAAGAGGAAAAGUUUGAGAAUUUGCGCCCCUUGUUAAAUAGAGCAGCUACCGACGAUCGGACGGUCAUGCUAACCUUCGUUAACGCGGCAACUGCAGCAGAGGAUUCUCUCCUCGAUCUGUUUCUCGAGAGUUUUCGAGUCGGAGUGAAUACCGAAUGCCUGCUGAACCAUCUAAUUAUUGUGGCGUUGGAUCAGAAGGCAUUUGAUAGAUGCCAGACUAUACACCCUCACUGCUACUUCCUGGAGGUCGAAGGCGAAAACUUCACUUCCGAAAAGUUUUUCGGGAGCAAAGGCUUCCUCAAACUCGUCUGGAUCAAAAUCAAGUUCCAGCAGCACAUCAUAGAGCUCGGUUACAACUGCCUUUCCACGGAUGUCGAUAUUUUGUGGUUCCGAAAUCCAUUUCGACACAUUACGGUCUACGCUGAUUUAACCGUAUCAAGUGAUAUGUUCUUUGGAGAUCCUGAUAAUCUCUGGAAUUUCCCGAAUACGGGACUAUUAUACAUGAAAUCCACUAAAAAGAAUGCCGAGGCACUCGAGUACUGGUACGAAGCUCGGGAGCGAUUUCCUUCUAUCAAUGAGCAAAAUGUCUUUAACAAAAUCAAGCGCGAAUUCAUCUACAAGUUCCAGCUCAAAAUCCAGUACAUCAGCACGGAUUUUUGCGGCGGAUUCUGCAACCGCGGGAAGGAUAUGAACAAGAUUUGCACAAUGCACGCAAACUGCUGUGUCGGUCUCCGAAAUAAGAUUCACGAUCUAAGGAACAUCCUUGCGGAUUGGAAGAACUUCACAUCUCUACCUGAUGAGAUCAAGAAAACUGGCCAAUUUACUUGGAGAGUUCCGGGUAGGUGUAUUCACUGAAAAAGUACCAUACAAAUUAAGGAUCGAUGAGCAAAGAAUAUAUUAUUAAGCAAUUAUUAGGCUUGAUUCUCUAUCUUUUUCAAAAUUAAUGAUUCUUGAGCAAUCUAUCAUUAUGGAGAUGAUUUGUAAGUUAUUUUCAACACAGAGUCAUGAUUGUAUUAAGGUAAUUUUUCGAUUUAACUUUA
Messenger RNA from Ananas comosus (pineapple), 1763 nucleotides. RefSeq lists its product as uncharacterized. The transcript is spliced from 3 exons. The coding region runs from base 496 to 1578 and encodes 360 amino acids. The record is from RefSeq and is a predicted model, not a curated record. Lineage: Eukaryota; Viridiplantae; Streptophyta; Magnoliopsida; Poales; Bromeliaceae.